AUGGAUCCAGGAGACGGAAUCGCAUUGACAUUCUGUGUCAUUUUCAUCUUGAUCCUAAUCGUAACGUGGUUGAGCCGCAAGAGCCUGAUGAACUUCAUCGUCGCCGUCCUCAGCCGCCAGCAAGAGCGAGAGCUCGAACAGCACAAUGAGGAUAUAGAGAUUGGAACCGUCACGGAGGAAGAAAAGACGAAGCGCGUGGCGGGCGUAUUCUCCAGUGUCGCUGAGUCGUAUGACAAGAUGAACGAUCUCAUGUCUUUCGGCUGGCAUAGGGUGUGGAAAGACCAAUUCGUCUCCGGCCUCUCCGCAGGCCUCGUGCCAACAACACCCUCCUCCGACCUCCGCCUCCUCGACAUCGCCGGCGGCACAGGCGACAUAGCCUUCCGCCUCCUCCGCCACGCCAUCGACAUCCACAACCACCCCUCCGUACACCUGACCAUCUCCGACAUCAACCCCUCCAUGCUGGCCGUUGGCCGCUCCCGCUCCGAAUCCCUCCCCAUCUCCCACCAGGCCGCACUCUCCUUCCUCGUCGCCGACGCUACCCAGCUGCCCGCUUCCAUCCCGGAUAACUCGGUCGAUCUGUACACCGUCGCCUUUGGUAUUCGUAACUUUACGGAUAUCCCUGCCGCGUUGAGGGAGGCGCACCGCGUUCUCCGCCCCGGCGGUGUCUUCGCUUGUCUUGAGUUUAGCGCCGUGCAGGGCAACCCUAUCCUUGAUGCCCUGUACAAGCGCUGGUCGUUUAGCGCUAUUCCUUUGAUCGGCCAAGUCGUUGCUGGCGAUAGGGAUAGCUACCAGUACCUCGUUGAGAGCAUUGAGCGGUUCCCUAAGCAGGAGGAAUUCCGUGAUAUGAUUGUCGAUGCGGGCUUUGCUGUUUCGGGUGACGGCUAUGAGAACUUGACGAAUGGCAUUGCCGCCAUUCACAAGGGUAUCAAGCCUGUCGUGUAA
Messenger RNA from Scedosporium apiospermum, 942 nucleotides. RefSeq names its product 2-methoxy-6-polyprenyl-1,4-benzoquinol methylase. Gene Ontology annotation, biological process: ubiquinone biosynthetic process. The transcript is spliced from 3 exons. The record is from RefSeq and is a predicted model, not a curated record. Gene Ontology annotation, molecular function: methyltransferase activity. The coding region runs from base 1 to 942 and encodes 313 amino acids. NCBI's taxonomy places the organism in Eukaryota, Fungi, Ascomycota, Sordariomycetes, Microascales, Microascaceae.